Messenger RNA from Brachypodium distachyon (stiff brome), 1536 nucleotides. RefSeq names its product calponin homology domain-containing protein DDB_G0272472-like. The transcript is spliced from 2 exons. NCBI's taxonomy places the organism in Eukaryota, Viridiplantae, Streptophyta, Magnoliopsida, Poales, Poaceae. The record is from RefSeq and is a predicted model, not a curated record. Bases 1 to 1536 code for a protein of 511 amino acids.
AUGGCUUCUAAAGAAAUUCCGUAUCCUCCUGAAGUCGUUCACAUUGAUAUAGUUCUUCUUACUGCAUUCAAUGAAGAAACGCUCCCUGAUUCCCUCAUGAGCCAUGUUGAAGGUCUGAUCGUUGCCAAGACUCAGGCUGAAGAAUGGGAGCAGAACCGCAGUUUGUGUGUUGCCAAGAGAUUGGAAGAAGAAGAUCGUGCAGAAAAGAAACGUGUUGAGAAGGAGAAGGCCGAAGCUUCCUUGAAAGAAAAGGAAGAGAAGAAAGCUGCUGAACUGCAGAUGAAGAAGGCUGAGAAGGAAGCAGAGGAGAAAAAAACGGCUGACCUCAUCGCCCUGAAGAAAGAAAAGGAAAUUGCCUUGAAGACUCAAGCUGAGCUUGAGAAGAAGAAAAAGAAGGCUCUGCUCGCUAAGCAGAUGAAACAAACAGCCGAAAGCAUGAAGGCUGAUAAGGCUAAAAGUAAUGCCAGGAAGAAAGCCGCCGAAAAAUUGCCUGAAGUACAGGGCGGAAAUGAAGAAGUCGAUCGGGAGAAGACUGAAUAUGAGACGAGGGAUGCAGCUCGUGAGAUCCGUCGUGAAAUUGGUCUCAAGGCCAGAAAUGAUCCAGCUGCCCCCUCUGACACUGAAGAAAGUCAGGAUUUACCUCAGACUAUUGCUGAAGUGAAGAUAACUGCCAAGGAGUUUGGUCUGAGGAUCAAAAUUCCUGCUGGAAGAAGUACCUCCACUUCAUCAUCUGUGGCAGUUUCUCAGAAGAAGAAAGCUAUUGACACCCUUGUGCCAGAUACAUCCAAUGUCAAGCUUACUUCACUUUUUGUGGAACAGGAACAAGCUGCUUCAUCUCCCAUAGUUAUGUCUGAGCACACUGCUCAGCAGGAAGAAGGAGAUGAGGUGCUGGGGAAAAACCAAGAAGACAUCACCCGUCCUGAAGAACCCCCCACCAGCAGCUCGUUGCCUCGCACUGAAUCAGUUGAUGCCUCUGCUGAAGAAGGAAGGACUUGUGACUUCGAAGCUGAAGCCACUCGUGAUUUGAAUGUCAAUGACGUAGAAACUGAUGAAGAUGCCCCAGUGCCCACGCCGGAAGUCCGUAUGAAGAGAGCUGUUGAGAAGAAGAGUGUUGCACCGUCCGACCCAUCCGAACCGUCCGACCCAAGUUCCUCGAGUGAUGAGGAGGAGGAAGAAGAGAAGAAGGAAGAAGAGAAAGAACCCACACAAGAGUCUGAUGAUCUGAUGGAGAUUGAUCGUCUGCCGGAAGAUCUGCUGAAGACUGCACCGAAAAAGAAACGAUCCGGAAUUGUUAAUGAUCGUGAAGACAGGAGACUCUCACGGAUGCUCGUGAGAUCUCAAGCUAUGUCUGAAGACAACCGUGAGUUGUUGUCUCCCAAGCCCAUGAUGCCUAUAUCCUCUGACCGAGAGAAGGUUUACUUCAAAGCCCUGAAGAACGCUGAGCUUCGCCUCGUGAGGCUGAACAACGGGCUGAAGUACAAAGAGGAGAGAUCAGCUGAAGACCGGAGGUUUUGGUCUUUUGAGCAGCAAAAUUAA